Molecule: messenger RNA, 2106 nt
Organism: Cucurbitaria berberidis CBS 394.84
Lineage: Eukaryota; Fungi; Ascomycota; Dothideomycetes; Pleosporales; Cucurbitariaceae
Exons: 2
Coding region: 89-1804 (571 amino acids)
Cellular component (GO): cytoplasm
Molecular function (GO): protein binding
Source: RefSeq, a predicted model, not a curated record
CUCAACCUCGCUACAACUCUUGAACGACGACUACCACCACGUCUGCCUUGCUCACGUCUGGGGGUUGCAGCGACUCCAGCUCGACGCCAUGACCGACAGUGAGGCGUCUCCUCGAUCCGACAUGUCGCAGUCAAGUACUGAUUCCCUAGUCUUCCACAUCGUCCUCCAGGACGUCAACCAGUACGACACGUACGAGUCACGCGAGUUUGACCUGCCCUUGAACGCAACCUUCCCUAUCGGCCGCGCAUCCAAGAAUGCUACCAAGAGGGAGCUGAUGCCCGCUCCUCACAACGCCUUCAUCGACAGCCCCGUCAUCUCCCGCGAGCACGCCCUUCUCUCCGCCCACGCCAGCAGCGGAACCCCGCACGUCUACAUCACCGACCAAGGCUCCAUGCACGGCACCAUGGUGAACGGCUACGCACUGGUCCCGAAUACCCCAAAGCAGCUCGUACCUGGUGAUGUACUGCAGUUCGGAAUCGAUGUCAACCGUAACGAGGAGUACUUCGUCGCCCGCAAAUACACGUUCGAGUCUCGCCUGUCACGCCCCUUUUCUAUGGGAUUCACGGUCCCGGACGCCGAAAGCGAAGACGAGGAGCUUGACCUUCAUGGGCGCCGAGGCAGUCAGCUCCACCCGCUCAUGAUAGACGAUUCCGACGCCGCCUCGGAACAGUCUGACGACGACCAAGCGGACACCACCAUGAUGCUAGAGGUCGUCACCCACCACGAAGAACCUGCCGCGGCUACCGAAGCGUUCUGCGUCUACGAGGAACACCCGGAAUCGGCCAUGCGUGCAAAUGUCAUCGAAGAGACCUACUCCGACGACGAGGAUGGCCUUGUAGUAUACGAAAGCCAGAGCGAAGACGAGGAACCUCGCGAAGGUGACUUCGAUAGCGAAGCGGCCAGCGUUGGCAGCUCGGAGCCUGAGUAUAAUUCAUCCGAGCGCGAAGUGCAGGACUCGGAAGACGAAGAGCCCGUCGAUGAUGCCAGUUCCUACAAGGAAUUAUCAAUGACACUCCCGCCAACUGUUCAGCCUCGAGAUCUGUUCAAUAUGCAGACGACAAGCAAUCAAGCUCCGGGACUGCCAUCGUUCGUGGUAUUCAACCAGCAAUACGACAGCAACCCCUUCGCCGCCAGCGCAACUCCACCCUUGCCACCACGCCCCUCGGCCGCAAAGUCACCGCCUUGGGCCAGUACGCCAUUCCCGGGCUUUGGAGAACAUAGCGAAAACCCACCGUGGUAUUCGGACGACACGGCAGCUCACCAAAGCUAUCUUGGGACCAACUUCGGUGAUCGACCUUCCAUUUUCGGCCCUCCGCCUCCACCUCCAACACAGGAGCCAGUGGGAACCCACCAUUUCGGGGGCACUUUGAGCGCUCUUCAAUCAGCAGACCGCAUGCAGACCCCUCCACCAAUGCCCACUUCGGAUAUCACCACCGUUUCGCCCCUGCAGCCAAAUCGUCGGACCAAGGUCUCCAUCGAGGAGAUUGUCGAGGAACAGCCGCCGACGCCUACCUCUGUCAACAGCAUGAAGCGCAAAGCGGAUGUUCUCGAAGAAGACGAGGUCCCCGUAAUCCAAGAACAGGACGUUGCUGUGUCGACGCCCGUUGACACUACGGCUACUCAGGCCGCUGUUCAGGCAGCCGACCAGACCGCCGCCAUCAUCGCACAGCGGCCUAAGAAGCAACCACGAUCAGUCCUUGGCAAGGUCCUCAACACUGCAGCUUAUCCCCUUCUCGGCGCAGCUGGUGCCGUGGUCUCCUUUACGCUUCUUUCUACUCUUCCAGACGCCUUCUUUGGAGUGUAGACUGGAAUGUUGGAAAUGUGCAAACUUCCGUUAUAUUUGUUGAGGUUCAUGGCGUCUAACGAUAGGGCAAGGCACGUCGGAGUGACACGACCAUCAUAUUUCCUUUUUCAGAGUUCAUUUAUGAGGAUUAUGGGUUUAAGGGCGUUUGGGAGGAAGGUAUGACAGCAGGAGAGCAUGCACGCCGUCAAGGCUUUUACGUUCGGACUGGAUGGCGUUAUGGGGUUCACGGUUCAUGUCACGCCGCUCAAUGUCUUGCUUGCAUGCCCAUGUGUUUAGCUUUUCUAAUGAUAUAUAUGCCCUCU